UGUGAGUGAAAGCAGCGAGGUUUUCACAGCUUAUGUGCGUUCUUCUUUUAAUCUAUAUCUUCACUGGAACAUUUAAGAAAGUUGGAUACUUUGGGAAAAUAUUUGUAAGUUCGCUGUAAAAUGUUUAAGAAGAAAAAUAAAGAACAAGAGGAAGUAUGCCAUACGGAAAAAGUAACUCGUUCCUUCGUCACAAAAACAGUAGAAAAAACGGGUGGUGUACAAACCACGACAACGACCAUCGAAGACGGUACGAGGGAGGACUUAGAAGCUGCCUUUAAAAAAUUCGAUUUCGACCCAAACAAAUUCCACGCCGGUGGAACUAGCGUAACCAAAACAAUCAUUUACACGGAUAGCUCGGGAAAGAAAGAAGUCCUAGAAGAAACUGUAGAAACAUAUGGGGAUCCGGACAAAAUCCAGCCAUCUGAAACAGUGUGUAAAGAAUUAGAAGACACUAAACCAAAAAAGUCUGCAUUUAGCUUUUUUAAAUCUCACGACAGCCCCGAAAAAUCCAAAUCCAACGCCGCAGCAGAUAAAAAAGAACCUGCUGUAAUAGUGAAACCUGGCAAGUUUGAAGAAGAUUGCUUAAAAUCACAUAAUGCCUACAGAUCAAAGCAUGGCGUGCCAGAUUUAAAGCUCUCUAAAGAGAUUUGCUCUUACGCAAAAGAAUGGGCUGAUCACUUGGCAGCUACGGAUGGCUUUAAACAUCGGACAGAAAAACAAUACGGCGAGAACAUUUUCAUGAAGUGGAGUUCAGAUCCAAAUCACAUGGUAUCAGGAAAUGAAGCUGUAGAUAGUUGGUACAGCGAAAUCAAAGACCACACUUUCGGAAAAGAGCCCAAAAGUCUAAAAUCGGGCCACUUUACACAAGUAAUAUGGAAAGCAAGUAAACAAAUGGGCGUGGCGUGGGCCAAGAGUAAAACCGGAAAAAUUCUUGUUGUGGCCAACUAUGAUCCUCCAGGAAAUUUCGUUGGAAAGUUUUCAGAUAAUGUUCCACCUCCAAAAAAAUAACAUUUCGAACCUAAUUUUUCAAACUCUCUUCCAGUAUUGUUUUUUAAACAUAUACAGUAUUAUUUUAAACUUUAGAUUCCCAAUGUAUAGUGUAAUGUGUCAUAAAAUAAUACUUGGUAAACUAUACAUUGAAUUAGAGAGUGCAUUUUAUGUCUUCAAUAUUUAACCUUUUACGACCCGACGAGCUUUAACUCCGAGUUCCAUACAGCAAAACGAUAAAGGGAAACUGUAUUUGGAGAAAUUAAGAAUUUUUUUUGUCCAAACUGAAAAUUCAAGAAAAAAAAACAAUAAAAUUGUGUUUCAUAACUUUCAUAUAAGGUGCUUCUCGUGCAGCAAAAAAUGUAACAAGAAAAUUUCAAACUCUUUUUCUAAAUCUGGAGAAAUUCGGGUCAUAAAGGGUUUAAAGAUUUACUUAUUUCAUUUCAGGAGACAAUUAGGACUCUAUGUAAAUAAGACAUGGUUUUUUUUCUUUCUUUUUUAAAAUUUUUAUUAAGAAAUUUACUGUAAUUCAUUUAACAUUCCAUGCUAUUUUACGAAAUUAUGCAGCAAAGGCGCAUGAAGCAGACCAUAUCGUCGCCUCAGAGCAGCAGUAAGAUAUCUUAGUGUUAUGUCUGCGAUUAGAUAUCUUAGUAUUGCUUUGAGGCGACGAUAUAUUCCCAGACGAUGUAAGGCAAUGGGUAACAAUAAAACAGCAGUAGAGCUCCAAUUAUCCGAAUCAACUGGGACCGAAUCCCAUUCGGGUAUUCAAAAACCCGGACAGUAGGAUUUUUCUCCAAAAUAGGUCUAUUUUAAUUAUGUGAUGAGUGCAUAUGUUGAAAAUGGGAGAGAAAAACUAUUUUUUAAGGAAAGAGAGCUUUUGAUUAACCAAAUGAAAAGGCAACACGUUUAAAUGUUAAGAGUACUUACAAGUUCUUACCUACAGUAAUUGUAUGUAGGUACAAUUUCCUACUUUCAGUAUGUAGGUACAAGUUCCUACUUACAGUAAGUGUAUGUAAGUACAAGUUCCUACUUACAGUAUGCAGGUACAAUUUCCUAAUUACAGUAUGUAGGUACAAGUUCCUACUUACAGUAUGCAGGUACAAUUUCCUACUUACAGUAUGUAGGUACAAGUUCCUACUUACAGUAUGUAGGUACAAUUUCCUACUUACAGUAUGUCGGUACAAGUUCCUAGUACAGUGUGUAGGUAUCGUACUUUAAUUGAAAGUCAUUGCUUGAUGAAUACCUCGGUCAAAGUAAAAUGUUUGACUAGUUUUGCGGAGGGU
This is a messenger RNA of Uloborus diversus, 2270 nucleotides long. RefSeq lists its product as uncharacterized. The transcript is spliced from 6 exons. The coding region runs from base 121 to 1008 and encodes 295 amino acids. Lineage: Eukaryota; Metazoa; Arthropoda; Arachnida; Araneae; Uloboridae. Gene Ontology annotation, cellular component: extracellular region. The record is from RefSeq and is a predicted model, not a curated record.